UAAUAAUAGGGAACAUCUGGAAGCUUAUAAAAUUACAGGCUUUAACAACAAAACUCUGGAGCACUUAUGGGAAAGUCACUGAACAUCUUUAGAAGAUCAACGGUGAGCACUACAGGAGUCAGCACAUAAGGAAGGUUACAAUGAAGUCUGUUUUCUUCCUUUGCAUAUUUGCCAUUUGCAUUGGCCAACUCAAUUCUCUAACCUGUUUGGAAGAGCAAUCCAGGCUGCAAGCUCAAGUGAAGACCCUGGAACUAAAAGUCAAGCAGCAGCAGCUGAAAAUUAUGCAGCUUCUCACUCAGAGGGAAGCACUUGGAGCACUGUCAGACAAUGGCAAUGUCAUCGAACUGGAAGGAAAGCGGUAUGCAGACUGUGCUGAGAUCUACAAUGCUGGACACCAUCAGAGUGCAUUUUACAACAUUCAACCACUUAUGUCUUCACGUUCAUUCUGGGUCUACUGUGACAUGACUGAAGGAGGUGGAUGGACUGUUAUUCAAAGACGAGUUGAUGGAAGUGUCGGCUUUGACAGAGAUUGGAAUGACUACAAGCAAGGAUUUGGGAAUUUCCAAUCAGAUAAUGGAGAGUACUGGCUUGGAAAUGACAACAUUCAUUAUUUGACUUCACAGGGUGAUUACAAUUUGAGAAUUAAUCUUCAAGACUUUGAGGAAGGAUCUCGUCAUGCAGAGUAUACAAACUUCAAAGUUGGUCAAGAACAGGAUUCAUACCCGUUGAGUUUUGGUUCGUACUCUGGUUCUGCUGGUGACUCUCUUUCAGGAGGAUUUCACCCAGAAGUCCAAUGGUGGGCAAACCACAAUGGAAUGAAAUUCAGUACCCGUGACAGGGACAAUGACCGCUAUGAAAAAAAUUGUGCAAAAGAGGAUAGAAGUGGCUGGUGGUUUAACAGGUGCCAUGCUGCUAACCUCAAUGGCCUGUACUACAAUGGACCCUACUCAGCUGACACAGACAAUGGUAUUGUUUGGUACACAUGGCGUGGCUGGUGGUACUCCCUCAAAUCAGUGGUGAUGAAGAUCAGACCUGCGAGUUUUCAGUCAACUACAAAAUAAACAUGCACAUGCAUGAAUAUAUUACAGUACUUAUUUCUUUUCUGUAUACAUUUACAUAAAACAGUGUAUAGACAGCAAUAGAUAGAACUAUUUCUACUAGGGAAACACAAUGAAAUUACUGUAAGUGCCUCUGAUACACGCAGGAAUUCUAUAAGAUUAUGCCUCUCCAAGAUGGAAGUAACACACCUUCUUACAUAGAAUUGAUCUCUUUAUUUUCUGUUGCAUGUAUUUUUGUGACAUCAUGUAUCUUGCUUCAGAUACUGAUGUGAAAUAUAUUCAAAUAAAUAAGACAUAAAUAAUAAAAUAAUA
Protopterus annectens (West African lungfish) is the source of this 1370-nucleotide messenger RNA. RefSeq names its product fibrinogen like 1 (gene FGL1). The coding region runs from base 141 to 1061 and encodes 306 amino acids. The transcript is spliced from 8 exons. NCBI's taxonomy places the organism in Eukaryota, Metazoa, Chordata, Ceratodontiformes, Protopteridae. The record is from RefSeq and is a predicted model, not a curated record. Gene Ontology annotation, biological process: regulation of immune response; negative regulation of T cell activation.